CCUGUAUCCCAGAAUGCAGUGCGCGCUAUGCGACCUCUCCGGACGAGCAGCCUAACGGUUAGGACGACGGGACAGAUUGAGCAGAGGAAGAUGUCGGACGUGAUUGAGGAGAAGAUACAGAACUACAGGACGGCUCCCUUUGAUGCCCGCUUCCCCAACACUAACCAGACACGCAACUGUUACCAGAACUACCUCGACUUUCACCGGUGCAACAAAGCACUGACAGCUAAAGGUCUUGAUGUGGCCCCCUGUGAAUGGUACCAGAGGGUCUUCAAAAGUCUUUGCCCUAUUGGCUGGGUUGAGAAAUGGAACGACCAGGUUGAAAAUGGCAGUUUUCCUGGCAGAAUUUGAAGCCCCUCUGUGAAUCCUCAGCUCUGCCUGCAUAAUCUUUAAACAUUCUGUUACUAUACGUUUCACUAUACUGAUAAUAAACACUUUACUCUGA
Molecule: messenger RNA, 445 nt
Organism: Scleropages formosus (Asian bonytongue)
Lineage: Eukaryota; Metazoa; Chordata; Actinopteri; Osteoglossiformes; Osteoglossidae
Gene: cox6b2
Product: cytochrome c oxidase subunit 6B2
Exons: 4
Coding region: 28-351 (107 amino acids)
Cellular component (GO): respiratory chain complex IV; mitochondrion
Source: RefSeq, a predicted model, not a curated record